Molecule: messenger RNA, 633 nt
Organism: Colletotrichum phormii
Lineage: Eukaryota; Fungi; Ascomycota; Sordariomycetes; Glomerellales; Glomerellaceae
Product: 26S proteasome non-ATPase regulatory subunit 9
Exons: 4
Coding region: 1-633 (210 amino acids)
Biological process (GO): proteasome regulatory particle assembly
Cellular component (GO): nucleus; cytoplasm
Molecular function (GO): protein binding
Source: RefSeq, a predicted model, not a curated record
AUGAACGGUAACCUUGGUCGCCUUUCUUUUGCCGAGCUGCAGAGGAAGAAGGAAAACAUAGAGGCCGAAUUGAAAGCUCUGGGUGCAGUUCUCGACUCUCACGGGGUUGACAUGAACACACCUCUCACAACUCAAGAUGGCUUUCCGAGAGCCGAUCUUGAUAUUGCUCAAGUGCGCACUACCAGAGCCCGCAUCAUCCACCUCCGCAAUGACUAUAAGGACCUCAUGGCCAUGGUUGAAAAACAACUCCAUGAGCACUUUGCCAGCUUGCAAGAAGAGGAGGUACCCGAAGUCCCGCUCUCCGGGGUUUCCAACACCUUGGCAGAUCAUUCAGUAUCUCGACCGCUGGAGGAACCAUUCGCAAAGGUCAACAGUGUGGUUCCAGGAAGCCCAGCCGAGUCAGCUGGCCUGAAGCCGAAUGACCAAAUCCGCGUAUUUGGUUACGUCAACAGCUCAAACCACGACAAUCUCAAGAAGGUGGCUGAAUGUGUGCAAGGAAAUGAAGGUCUACCUGUUUUGGUCAGGGUAUCUCGACCUGGCCAAGGGGCGCGGGAGGAGCUGCACGUAACACUGACGCCAAGACGUAACUGGGGUGGCAGAGGUUUGCUGGGCUGUCACAUCUUACCUUUGUGA